AUGGAAUAUUCAUGCCUUGGAUUAAAUGAUUUAGCUGAUGAAAUUCUUAUGAUUAUUUUCAAAAAACUGGAUAAUAUUGAAGUACUUUAUUCUUUACUAGGUGUCAAUCAACGCCUAAAUAAAAUUGUUCACGAUUCAGUUUUUACAAAUAGUUUAUUUCUUGGCAGUGAAUUGCGUAAUGAUAUGAUACGUGAUCGAUUUUGUUCAAAAAUUUUACCUGAAAUUCAUGAUAAAAUCGAAUGGCUUCAUCUUGAAUCAUCACAUAUGAAACAUGUUUUGCAUGCUACUGAUUAUCCUAAUUUAUAUGGUCUCGGCCUUUAUAAUAUUAACGAAAACUUAGUUCAAUGCCUUUUCAAUGAUAAAAUUCUUUCAUCUGAUAUUUUCAAAAAUCAAAUAACAAGACUUUUAAUUACAAUUAAUAAAAACGAUGAUUAUUAUAAGAUGCUAUUGUCAGUGGCAAACAUAUAUUAUUAUAUCUUCACUGUUUUCACUCGUCUGACUGCUUUAGCAUUAUAUGAACCAUCAUAUCAAAGUUGUGCUCGAUUAAAUUUUAAUGAUUCAUUACAUCCUAAUAUUCGUUCUUCAACUCUUUUGAAAUUGAAUAUCAGAGUACAAUGUUUUGAUGAUUGUCUUUGUAUUCUCGAUGGUCGUUUUAAUCAACUUUACUCAUUCUCUGUUGACUUGGGUUAUAUUCAUAUUCCAGAAGAAAUGGAAAAUCGAGUUAGUUUUACAAGAAAAACUUCUGUUCUCAAAUAA
Molecule: messenger RNA, 756 nt
Organism: Rotaria sordida
Lineage: Eukaryota; Metazoa; Rotifera; Eurotatoria; Philodinida; Philodinidae
Source: the annotation of a GenBank genome assembly